Messenger RNA from Neospora caninum, 3567 nucleotides. RefSeq lists its product as hypothetical. The record is from RefSeq and is a predicted model, not a curated record. Gene Ontology annotation, molecular function: ATP binding; pantothenate kinase activity. Gene Ontology annotation, cellular component: cytosol; nucleus. The transcript is spliced from 10 exons. The coding region runs from base 1 to 3567 and encodes 1188 amino acids. Gene Ontology annotation, biological process: coenzyme A biosynthetic process. Lineage: Eukaryota; Apicomplexa; Conoidasida; Eucoccidiorida; Sarcocystidae.
AUGGGAAACUCCCUGGGCGUUGACGUUACGGCGUGCACCGUCCGAGUCGUCUCAGUCGCCACAGCCCCCAGUAAACCCAACAGGAGCUCCUCUCCUUCGUCUCCCUCUCCGAGCGCUCCAUCUUCUCUUCCUUCCUCUCUCUCCUCUUCUCUUCCUUCCUCUCUCUCCUCUUCUCUCCCCUCUCCUCUCCCUUCUUCUCUCCCUUUUCUCUCUUCCUCUUUCUCUUCUCUCCCUUCCUCUCGGUUUUCCUCUGCCCACGCCUCUGCUCUCGCUGAUUCCUGCUUGCCUCCGCGGCUGCAGGGGAGCGACAGCCGCGAGGUGCCGUCGCUGGAUCCGGUCCAGUGGAGACAACGGGCGUUCGUUCACAUCCUCGCGGCGACUCUCCCAGGAGUGGAGGUCCGGCGACUCGAGCACUCGCUGCCGUGCUCUCGCUGCGUUGCCCAGAUCUCUGCGGAGACGCCUGAAGAGACGCGCGAAGAGACGCCUGAAGCGCCUCGCGCGAGGGAGAGUGUCCAGGAGCGAGGCCGCAGCUUCGACCGGGAUGCGAAGAGAGGAGCAGAAUCCGCUGACGCGCCGGGCGAGUGCCGGAAUGCGCCGCCAGAGAGCGCGGGGAAGGUGGCGGAGACGGACGGUUUUUUCCGGAACGAGACGGCGAAGAACGCGAACGAGGCCUCGGCGCAGGGGAGACGCUUCCGAGAGAAGAGGCAAGGGGGCGACCCACGAAGGGAGAGGAAGCGUGUGCGACAGGUGCGGCUUCACAUCAGUCCCGAGCUGAAACCGGCUUGUCGCGUUCGGAAGAAACGGCGAGAGGAUCUAACGCGUCGAGCGAUGAACGAAGCUCCAGCGGCGGGUCCUGAGGCGGACAACUUCUACGAGUGCCCGUUAACCCCCAAAGAGAGACGCGGCUUCUACCCGUACCUUCUCGUCAAUCUGAAGGCUGGCAAACCGCCAGCGGCCUCGCCGUGUUGUCCGGCCUCUAGGCCGCCUGUCGCUUUUUCGCGCACCGAAAGCUUCUGCGCGAGUCAACGGAUUGGAGGCUCCACAAUAGGAGGGGCGACCUUCAUGGGUCUGUGCAGACUGAUUCUCCCUGGCGAGCUGUCUCCGAAAAACCUCCUCGAACUGGCUGCAACGGGAGACAACCGCGUGUGCGACAUGCUGGUCCGAGACAUCUACGGAGGCAGCUACGACGCGAUUGGCCUGAAGUCCUCGACAAUUGCUUCCACAUUCGGGAAACUGCAACACAUUCCCGUCAAGUACCUGAAAGGGUACUCACUUGCAGCCUCCGACAGAGAGGCUGAGAAGGCGAAGCCUCGCCGGCGAGAAGAAACCAAGAAGCGAGGUGCGGCAGCGUCUUCGCGGCCUCUGUCUCUCGACGGCGCGUACUCUUCUUGUUCUUACCUCUUCCGCAGGCAGUUGACCUGUCAGGCUUCAGCAAUUAAUUCAUCGCAUGCGGCCACCGAGAUCCCCUCGUCGCCUCGCCAUUGCAGCGUCCGGUCUUCUCGGGACGCAGGCGACGAAGACCGAAGGGAUGUGGAAGGAAACGAGGAAGCACCCGACGAAGGACGGAAGGCGUCUCUUUUCCUUCCCCGGCUGGGCGUGGGGACGCAGGAAUGUUCGCAACUCUCCGGCGGAGCGAGACAGUCUUCGCCUGCGCGGAUGCCUCGGGCAACUCCAACUUCCUGUGAAGGGCGGAGAGAGAGAGAAGACGAGAACAAGAAAGCGCACGACGAGAACAAGGAGGAAGGAGACACUGGCGUGCAAGGGACAGCUGCCGCAGCAGGUGCCGUGAAAGCUGCGGCUGAGUCGCCAGGGAGGAAGAGCGAGAGACGCGGAGAUUGGCAUGCGCCAAACAUUGAGUCGCCAGGGAGGAAGAGCGAGAGACGCGGAGAUUGGCAUGCGCCAAACAUUGAGUCGCCAGGGAGGAAGAGCGAGAGACGCGGAGAUUGGCAUGCGCCAAACAUUGACGGAUCGUGGUGCAAAGGCUGUUGCGGAGGACCGUUUCUUGAACGCGAGAGUGAAGCGGUGGAAGGCUGUUGCCACGCAGACACGGUGUGCAAGUUCGAAGAAGAAUGGUCCGAAGACAUGGAGUGUGAUUGUUGCUGCCUGUCUGACGAGUGCAGCUGCGAAGAGAGAGAGAGGGAUCUGGAAGAUGAGAGCUGGAAUUCGAGUGUCUUAGAGGAAGAGGAAUGGGAACCAGACCGGCUAAGCGAGUUGACAGACGAAGACAGCGUGAUGGCUCGGGACGAAGACGGAGACGCUUCGUUCUUCAGCGCCACGACCGCAAACGCGAGAAAGGGCGAGAGAGAAGACGGAGAGACAGGGCGCGUCGAGAGACUUCCCCAGGGACUCUCCAUAUCCUCCGACGCGGCCGAAGGAGACACGGCGCGGAAAGUUCAGGGGAACAGUGGAGACAAACUGUGCGAAGCCAUUCUCUACAGACGCCCGACUGGGCCGGAUAUUGUCCGGUCGCUCUUGACGCUCAUGAGCUUCAACGUGGCCCAACAGGCCUACUUGCAUGCGACGCUCCACGGCCUGACAAGGAUCGCCCUCGUAGGGUUCCUCCUCGACGUGCCGGCCUUCCUCGCCUCCCUCCAGCACUCUGUGCGCUUCUGGUCGAGAAACAAGGUCAAAGUCUUCUUCUGCAGUUUGUCGCCUUUCCUGGGUGCGCUCGGCGCCUCUCUGGCGCAUGCACGGUUCUUGUUUUCCUCCCGAGGCGCGGGCCACGCCGCGGACGCGUGUGGCGAGGACGCGUCGCUGUCGCCUGCCUCAUUUCCUGCCUCGGACGGUUGCAAGAAGAGUGAAAAGAGUCCCAGCUAUUUGUCGACUUCGUGUUCGUCCUCGACGCGAACGUCCUCGCCGUUCUACGCCUCCGAGUAUCGCACCUGCUUCUCUCCAACAAAACGCGAAGUCUCUGCGCUCACCUCUCGCGCGCCUUUGCGGUUUUCGCCUUGCUCGUUUCCGGCUUCUUGGACGACGUGCGCGGCUUCCGCUUCUUCGCCUUCCGCCCUUCCGUCCACGUGGCUGAGGGCUGCGGGGCUGACUCCGGAAGCGCGCCGUAGUCACGAGGCCGUCGAGGACGGCGAAGAGGCGAAAGCAACGACGUGGCCAAGCGCGUCGCUGCUUUCGCCUCUUCGCGGCAGCGGGAAACAAAGACGCAGGGCGUCCUCUGUGCCGGCGCGAGCGCGUGGAGCAAACGCAGAUGAGCUACGAAGCGAAGACCUCGAAGACGAAACCAAAGACGAGGCACACUGCGUUCGCUUCUCACGCGACAACGCACCUGCCGUCUUUCCUCACUGGGUUUCCCACCCAGUCCCUUUCUUCUCUUCAUCUUUUUCUUUUUCAUCUUCCUCUUCUUCAUCUUACUCUUCUUCAUCUUACUCUUCUUCAUCUCCUCAUCUGCCUUCUCUCAUCUUCACGCGUGCUGACCAGGCAGAGGCGAGUGCUGACGGGAGUAGCGCUUCGGGGUUUGCGUCUGGGCCGGGUCUUCCGGCCUCAUUGUCUUCGCUGCUGUGUGUGGAGGGGACCGCCGUUCUCGCCUUCGACGCCCACCUCCUUCGUCCCGAAUGA